AUGUCUUCAUUACAAACUUGGCAAGAAAAAGCUGCUCAAAAACGAGCAUCCAUUUACAAUUCAAUUCCACAAAAAUGGAGAUUAUCUGAAACUAUUCUAAAAAAUCCUCCAAAAAACUCAACAUUAGUUCCAUAUCAAUGUGGAAUACUUUCAGAACUUGAUCUUGAAAUUACAGAAAUUAAUGAUAUGGAAGAACUUGCUCAUCGAAUAGCAAAUGGAAAAUAUACUGCAGUACAAGUAACUGAAGCUUAUUGUAAACGAGCAUCUAUUGCUCAUCAACUUGUCAAUUGUUUAGCAGAAAUAUUUUUUACACAAGCUCUUGAACGAGCUCAUUAUCUUGAUAAUUAUUUUCAAUCAACAGGUGGUAAAACAAUAGGUCCAUUUCAUGGUAUACCAAUUAGUUUUAAAGAUCAAUUUAAUGUCAAAGGUAUUGAAACAGCAAUGGGUUAUGUUGGAUAUUUAGGAGACAUUUCUGAAUAUAAUUCAAUUCUUGUUGAUAUUGUUCUUUCUCUUGGAGCUGUUUUAUAUGUCAAAACAACUCUUCCACAAACUAUUAUGCUGGGUAAAGUUCGAAGUAAUCUUUUAGGUAUAACUAUAAAUCCAUUAAAUCGAGACUUUAGUUGUGGUGGAAGCUCUGGUGGAGAAGGAAGUUUGAUUGCUAUGAAAGGAAGUAUUUGUGGAUUAGGAACUGAUAUUGGUGGAAGUAUUCGAUUUCCAACAUCUCUAAAUGGAAUAUAUGGAUUAAAACCAUCUGAUGGAAGAAUUCCUUAUGGUCGAGCUAAAAAUUCAUUUAUUGGACAAGAAUCUGUUUCAAGUGUUGUUGGACCAAUGACAAGAUCUCUUUCAAAUAUUUAUUUAUUUCUUAAAUCAGUACUUGAUACAAAACCAUGGUUAAUCGAUCCGAAAGUUCAUAAUAUUCCAUGGAGAGAAGAUUUAUUUCAAGAAGGACAAUCGAAUAAACUAUGUUUUGGAGUUAUUCAAUUUGAUCAACUAGUUCAUAUAUCUCCACCUGUUCAAAGAGCUAUUAAUAUGACAAUUAAUGCUCUUGAAAAAGCUGGUCAUCAAGUUAUUGAAUGGGAUACAACAGAUCAUCCAAAGGUAACUUGUUACAAUAAUAUUAUUUAUCAUACAUAUAUAUAG
Molecule: messenger RNA, 1140 nt
Organism: Rotaria sp. Silwood1
Lineage: Eukaryota; Metazoa; Rotifera; Eurotatoria; Philodinida; Philodinidae
Source: the annotation of a GenBank genome assembly